GCUGCGUGCGCAGGAGGUUGUCUUUACUCUCCGGGAGCAUGAGGGGGAAGAGGCGGCGGCGCUGGCGGAGGUUUGGUGAGGCGAGGACGGAGCGCGGCUGAGCCGGCGGAGGCUGCCGAGCGGGGAGAGGAGGUGCGGGCCGCGAGGGGGGAAAGGACUUUCCGUCCCCCCCCCUUUCUGCGUCGUCUACUGCUUCACAACAGCCUUGUGAGGAUUUUCUGACAUGUUGGCUGAGGAUGAAUUCCUGAGAUCGCCACCAAAGAAGACGGUCAGAUUCGGCGGUACUUUGGCAGAAAUCCUACUGAAAUAUCAACAGGGCAAGACCACUGAGUUUGAUCUGCUGAAGCAUCAGCUGUUGGAUCCAGACAUAAAAGAUGACCAGAUUAUUAACUGGCUCUCUGAAUUCCGGUCUUCUAUUACAUUUUUGACCAAGGAGUUUGAACAACUAAUUAUCAUCCUGUUGAAAGUGCCGUGGCUGAGACGAAGCCAGCCUGUAGUGGAGGAGUACCUAGCUUUCCUGAGUAACUUAGUGUCUGCUCAGACAAUCUAUCUUAGGCCAUGCCUGCAAAUGAUCGUCUCGCACUUCGUACCCCCCCGAAUAACCAUCCGGGAGAACGAUGUGGACAUCUCUGAUUCGGACGAUGAUGAAAAUGUUGUCGAGAGCUUCACCACCUGCCACAGAGCAUUGCAGACAAUUGUGAAAUAUGUCCCUUUGACACCACAAUUUCUCAUGCCAGUGCUGGCUGAAAAGUUUCCCUUUAUUAAUAAAUCAGAAAGAACAUUACAAUGUUAUCUCCAUAAUUUGCUACGAAUAAGCGUAUAUAUCCCAUCAUUAAGGCAUGACAUUUUGGAGCUGGUUGUUGAGAAGCUGCUAAAAAUUGAUGUAAGCGCCCCAAGAAAAGAUAUCGAAGCUGCCGAAGAAGAUGAAGAGGGAAACAGUGAGAAGGGACUCUUCAAUAUGGAUGAAGAUGGGGAGAACACGGAGAAGAGUGACAUGAUGGCUCACCCCAUUGCAGAACGCCUCGACAUCUUGAUGAUCGUGAUGUUUUCCUACAUUAAAGAUGUUUGCUAUGUUAAUGGGAAAAUUGAUGUUGGCAACACCAAAGAUUUAUACCGAGACCUUGUGGCUAUCUUUGAUAAGCUGAUUUUAACCACCCACGGAUCAUGUCACGUGCAAUUCAUCAUGUUCUACCUCUCUGGUUUCAGAUUGGUAAUCGCAGAGGCUUUUGUGGAACAUCUGUGGAAAAAGCUACAGAAUCCAAAUGUUCCUGCUGUGAUCCGACAAACCACCGGGAACUACAUUGGCAGCUUUUUGGCACGGGCCAAGUUUAUUCCCAUUGUGACAGUGAAAGCCUGCUUAGAUCUCCUGGUCAGCUGGCUGCACACUUACAUCGACAACCAGGGAACGGGGUCCCGAGCAUUUUGCGACGUUGCGCUCCACGGCCCGUUCUACGCAGCCUGCCAGGCUGUGUUCUACGUUGUCAUCUUUCGCCACAAGCAGCUCCUGGAUGGAAAUCUCAAGAAAGGUUUGGCCUACUUGCAAAGCUUAAACUUUGAGCGCAUUGUUCUGUGCCAUUUAAACCCCCUGAAGGUCUGCCUGCCAACCAUUGUGAGUCUUUUUGCUGCCCUGACCAGGAAGUACCAGGUGGCCUUCUGUGACACCAUCAUUGAGAGAAACCGGAGACAAAUAUUGCCAGUUGUCCGAAGCAGCUGUGGGGGAGAGUCCAUUGAGACGGCCACAAACCCCCUUGACAGUUUUUUCCCGUUCGAUCCUUACAUUCUUAAAAGAUCAAAGAACACAAUCAAUCCUUUAUAUCAGUUUUGGGAAGAGCAGAGCGCUGAGGACCUCAAGGAGACUGCAGAACCCGUCAAUGAGGGCAAAGGUGAAGAGGAAGACGAUUUCUUGAGGGGUGAAACUCCCCAAAAUGAUGGCAUGAUCAGCGUGACGCCAAGCUCCUUCAACGCUCUUGUUCACAGUUCAGAAACCAGUCUCGGAUCACCCCCAGUUGAACUGCAGCUCUGAUCUUUGGACAGCAACAGAUAGCAACGACAUUUAUAUAUAUAUGAGACCUUUGGCAGGAGAUGGGGGAACAAUUUCUAAAUUCUUCAUUUCUUGCAUUAAUUCAGCUAUCCAAACUGAACAUUUGCAUCCCGGAUAGGAUGAUACUUUUUGUACUUUAUUUACUACAAAAAGCUGCCAAGUAUCAGAACCAUUAGACAUUACUUUUUUUUUUUUCCUUUUGCGUUUCCCUAUUUUGGGACAGAUCCCCUCUGAUUUAACAGAACACUGUGAUCCACUGAUCCAGAGAAUGAUGGUGCUGCAUGUUGAUGCCUGUGGAUUAAAAAGGCAAAAAGAAAGCUACAUUUUCAAAGCAAACUUGCUAAUCAGAACCCAGAGAUCUGCUUCUUUGGGUUAAAAAAAGAGAGGCCUAUUUGAAUACAGCUUUUACAAGAUUUCUGCUUAAUCCGAGAAUAUGAUAAGAGUGUCAAAAGUUAUGCCAAAACAAUCUGAGAUGUUCAUAUUCAGGGGAGUUGUAUAAAAUAAGAUUUGGGGUUAUUCUGAUUUCUGUUAAAUUACGUGGCCUAUGUCAAAAGAAAAGGGACGCGGUGGCUCAGCAGCUAAGACACUAAACUUGUCAAUCGAAAGGUCGGCAGUUCAGCGGUUCGAAUCCCAAGCGCCGUGUAAUGGAUGAGCUCCUGUUACUUGCCCCAGCUUCUGCCAACCUAGCAGUUCGAAAGCACGUAAAAAAUGCAAGUAGAAAAAUAGGCACCACCUUUGGUGGAAAGGGAACAGCGUUCCGUGCACCUUUGGCGUUGAAUCAUGCCAGCCACAUGACCACAGAGACGUCUUCAGACAGCGCUGGCUCUUUGGCUUUGAAACGGAGAUGAGCACCGCCCCCUAGAUUCGGGAAUGACUUGCACAUAUGUGCAAGGGGAAUCUCUACUUUUUUAUGUCAAAAGAAUAAGAUAGCAUCUGCUUUAAGUAUAAAAAUACUGGCAUGACAACUGACUCUCCAUACCAUCAUCUAGUGCUCCGUGCUACUGAACACAAAGGAAGUUUGCCGGCUGAAGUGGUAUUUAGCCAGCCACAUGGCACCCAACUAAAACCUUGUUGUUAUCCCACAGCUGCUACCAGGAGUGAUAUGCCCUCUGCUUAUAGUAGAGCCAGCCCUAACUCUGUUGUUUACCCUACUGACUCUAUAUAAAAGUUUUAGCUUCAGUGGCGCAUGUGGUUUGUUGCACAACAGCCAAUGUGUGAAAAUCACAGGAUUUUGCCAAGAUUGAAACUUCCAUAGACAGCCUGUUCCACCAAAUUCCAGCAAUUUAGAUUUUAAACGUUGCCCUUUGGAGAGCUGUUUUCCAGCAUUGUGGAAGUAUCUCUCUCAAGCUGGGUAACCAGUGGUGAAAUUCAACUUUUUUUACUACCAGUUCUGUGGGCGUGGCUUGGUGGGUGUGGCAGGGGAAGGAUACUGCAAAAGCCCCAUUUCCUCCCCACUCCAGGAGAAGGAUACUGCAAAAUCUCCAUUCCCAUCCCACUCGGGGGCCAGCCAGAGGUGAUAUUUGCCAGUUCUCCGAACUACUCAAAAUUUCCGCUACCAGUUCUCCAGAACCUGCUGGAUUUCACCCCUGCGGGUAACAACGUAGUUUCCAAACGCUGGUUUGCAAGUCCCUGGAUGGGACAGAAGUAAAUUUGAGGCGGGGGGGGGGUCAUAAAUUGGGAGGGUGAAUGAGUUGCAGAUGCCAAGAGGAAUAUUUUUUAAGAUCUUACCUUUACUUUGCCUGGAUAAGCUGAUAAUACUGGACCAUCUUUCUACCCAAAGCUGGAAUUACUGUCUUCAGAUCUUGGUCCCAUUCUGCCUGGGCAGACCAAAACCAAAAUCUACAAUUUCUGCUACUUUUUUUUUUUUUUUUUUAAAUAACCCAAACCAAUGUGGAGCAACAAGCAAGAAUGGUCAUUUCAAAAAUGAAACCCACAUUUCAGGAAUUAUGCGAGCAAAUAAUCUUUUUUUCAUUAUUAAGGUUUUGUUAUAUUUCUAAUGAAAAUGUUUCAUUUGGCAAAGCUGAACGAUUCUGUCAUUAUUUAAUUCUACAGAUUAAAAGUUAUUUAUUAAAAGUGAA
Pantherophis guttatus is the source of this 4119-nucleotide messenger RNA. It is a transcript of the gene RRN3, whose product is annotated as RNA polymerase I transcription factor RRN3. Lineage: Eukaryota; Metazoa; Chordata; Lepidosauria; Squamata; Colubridae. Gene Ontology annotation, molecular function: RNA polymerase I core binding; RNA polymerase I general transcription initiation factor activity. Gene Ontology annotation, biological process: transcription initiation at RNA polymerase I promoter. The record is from RefSeq and is a predicted model, not a curated record. Gene Ontology annotation, cellular component: nucleus.